Saxophila tyrrhenica is the source of this 996-nucleotide messenger RNA. RefSeq lists its product as uncharacterized. Bases 1 to 996 code for a protein of 331 amino acids. Gene Ontology annotation, biological process: proteolysis. The record is from RefSeq and is a predicted model, not a curated record. Gene Ontology annotation, molecular function: peptidase activity. Lineage: Eukaryota; Fungi; Ascomycota; Dothideomycetes; Mycosphaerellales; Extremaceae. The transcript has a single exon.
AUGUCCUCCGAUUCCGAGUACAAGAUCAUCCAACCACCAGGGCAAACUCGCCCAUAUCCUCAACCAACCAAGACUGGCCGCAUCCCCUUCGAAUACUCCCCAACUGGCCUGAAGGGCGAGACGUGGUAUCAGCAAUGGGGCGACCUCUCCACCUCCAAGCAAACCCCCCUCAUCUGCCUCCACGGCGGCCCAGGAGUGCCUUCUAAUUACCUCCUCCCGAUCUCCCUAAUUCACACCGACUACUCCAUCCCAGUGAUAAUGUACCAUCAAAUCGGUUGCGGCGAAUCGACCCACUUCAAAGACAAAAAAGGCGAUACCGCCUUCUGGACCCCCGCGCUCUUCAUGGCCGAACUCGACAACCUGAAAUCCUACCUAGACAUCAAGGAAUUCGACCUCCUAGGCCAAAGCUGGGGCGGCAUGCUCGCAGCCCAAUACGCCAUCGAACGCCAACCCCCCAACCUGCGCAAACUCGUCAUCAGCAACAGCCCCUCCAACAUGACGCACUGGGUGCGCGUGGCCAACAAGCUGCGCAGCGCCCUCCCCAAAGCCGUACAGGAAACCCUCGACCGCUGCGAGCGCGAAGGCAAAACGGACACAGAAGAAUACGAGUCCGCCGUCGCAGUCUUCUACAGCCGGCACGCGUGCCGCUUGGACCCGUGGCCGCAAGAGCUCAACGACGCUUUCGCGUAUAUGAAGCAGGAUAACACGGUGUACGAGACGAUGAACGGGCCGAGCGAGUUUCACGUCAUUGGGAGUCUGAAGACUUGGUCUAUCACCGAAGAGUUGGGGAAGAUUACGGCCGAGACGGCGCCGGGGGGGUUGUUGGUCAUGAAUGGGUAUUUUGACGAGGCGCAGGAUGAGACGGUGGAGCCGUAUUUCUUAAGGCCGACGUGUAGGACGAGGUGGGUGAGGUAUGCGUUGAGUAGUCAUAUGCCUGAGUUGGAGGAGACGGAUGCGUAUGUGCGGGAUUUGGGGAUGUUUUUGAUGUCUGGAUAG